AGGGGGCCGUGUUUGCUGUGGCGCUCGUCAAAUCGCGGGGCAUUGUGGGGCGGAGGCGGCCUUUCCCUGCGUGCAGGCGAAACGGGAAAUCUUUCAAGUAAAUAACGGCCACAGAGGGGAAGAGAGGGACACGCAGAGCAAGGAAGGGAGGACAUUCAGGCAUUCGGGGAACGUGUCGAGCUCAGCCGUUAAUUUCUAAUAAAAGACGUCACGUUGGGAAGCAACAUGGGGCAAGAGGAAUUGAUGAACACCGCCGAAGACGUGGCGGAUCAGUUUUUGCGGGUAACUAAACAGUACCUGCCCCACUUGGCUCGCCUGUGUCUCAUAAGCACCUUCUUGGAAGACGGCAUUCGCAUGUGGUUCCAGUGGCACGAGCAGAGAGACUACAUCGAGGCGACCUGGAACUGUGGCUACUUCUUAGCAACAUGCUUUGUGCUACUGAACCUCGUAGGACAGCUGGGUGGCUGUGUCCUCAUCCUCAGUAGAAAUUUUGUACAGUAUGCCUGCUUUGGAUUGUUUGGCAUCAUAGCUCUACAGACGGUCGCAUACAGCAUUCUAUGGGACCUCAAAUUUCUGAUGAGAAACCUUGCCCUUGGCGGUGGUCUGCUCUUGCUGCUGGCCGAGUCUCGUUCAGAAGGAAAGAGCAUGUUCGCUGGAGUCCCUUCUAUGGGGGAGAGCUCGCCCAAGCAGUACAUGCAGCUGGGCGGCAGAGUACUGCUGGUGCUCAUGUUCAUGACUCUGCUGCACUUUGACUCCAGCUUCUUCUCUAUCCUGCAGAACCUUGUGGGAACUGCCCUAAUCAUCCUGGUGGCCAUCGGCUUCAAAACCAAGCUCGCAGCGUUGACCCUGGUGGUGUGGCUCCUAGUCAUUAACUUCUACUUCAAUGCUUUCUGGACCAUCCCUGCCUACAAACCCAUGCACGACUUCCUUAAGUAUGACUUCUUCCAGACCACUUCCGUCAUCGGUGGCCUGCUCUUGGUGGUGGCACUGGGACCAGGUGGAGUGUCCAUGGAUGAGAAGAAGAAAGAGUGGUAGACAAGAGUGGUGAAGGAUGAGAGGUUUGCCCAGCACCACUAACUUCCCCUUACCACCGGGACACAAAGACCUGCCCUGCUCUGCCCUGCCCUCCAGGCUCAGCAGGGUACACUGAUGUUUUUCUAGUUAUUUUUUAUUAUUUGACAGAAUCCACAGACACCAUCUCAUAGGUUUUUUUCUAUUGUCCACAAAACAGCUUUUGUUUGUUUAUUUUUUAGUUGGUUGCAAUAAUGUAAUUUUUUUUUAAAUAAAACAAUUUGCAAACUGUAAUUAUUACACCUGCAACAACAACAAGUAAUAAGUAAAGUCAAGGAGAGAUUUAUAUGUCAUGUGUUGUCAGAAGAUGAAUGAAAAUAACUUAUUGUGUUUCAUGGGUGUUUUGCUAAACAUUAUCGUAUGUUAAUUUCAAUAUUUUCUGACUUAAAACCUGGCCUGUUUUAGCCAGUUUCACUGUCUGCCAUCGGACCAUGGUGUUGGAGGUUAACAUGUCGUAUUCUUAAAAUCUUGGUACUUAUUUGACAUGAGCUCGUGUUGACCUUCCAGGUUCUUUUCCUCUCCCCCCCUCCCCUCCGGCCUGUCCAUAGAGUUUGGACGUAUUCUGUCUCCACUGACUCCUGUUUGUGGAGCGUUGAAUCUGGAGGGAGAGUACAGUGUAUAGUGGUGAUAGAGAAUUUCAACACAUUUGUUAGCGGCAGGACUCGUUAUGGGGCACUUUGUACUGUACGUCUGUUGCAAAGGCCUAAUUAUUGACCUGUAUGUCAUGGGUGACAAAAGGGGAGGCAUGCAAGUGUUUGCGAAACACCGAAUUCUUCAGGACUAAGCAGAAUCACAAGUCACCUGAACUGUUGUGUAUUUCGCCCUGUGUAAGAAAAAAAAUUCAGUGUAUUAAUUUUCAGAAGUUUAUAUUGUAUUUUUGAUCUUUUUUUUUUUUUUUUUUUUG
Molecule: messenger RNA, 1975 nt
Organism: Cynoglossus semilaevis (tongue sole)
Lineage: Eukaryota; Metazoa; Chordata; Actinopteri; Pleuronectiformes; Cynoglossidae
Gene: surf4
Product: surfeit 4
Exons: 6
Coding region: 226-1035 (269 amino acids)
Biological process (GO): Golgi organization
Cellular component (GO): endoplasmic reticulum; endoplasmic reticulum-Golgi intermediate compartment; membrane
Source: RefSeq, a predicted model, not a curated record